Messenger RNA from Megalobrama amblycephala (Wuchang bream), 2588 nucleotides. RefSeq names its product claudin 5a (gene cldn5a). Gene Ontology annotation, biological process: cell adhesion; bicellular tight junction assembly. Lineage: Eukaryota; Metazoa; Chordata; Actinopteri; Cypriniformes; Xenocyprididae. Bases 451 to 1098 code for a protein of 215 amino acids. Gene Ontology annotation, molecular function: structural molecule activity. The transcript has a single exon. Gene Ontology annotation, cellular component: bicellular tight junction; plasma membrane. The record is from RefSeq and is a predicted model, not a curated record.
UAUUCAUUUAUAUACCCCCCUUAGACUUUCACACACAAGCGCACAGCUUCUCUGCAUCCUCAUUGGCGAGCAACAGAUGCUCUCUUGUGCGAUUGGAUAAAAGUUUCACUUCAGUCUUGAACACACAAACACACGCACGCACGCACCCCUCCUCUUGGCGUACCGCUAUUAUUCCACUCCACUUAUUCCCAGUCCAGGAAAAGUCCGUUAGUCAAAGCACAGAGGAGACGCAGCGAGGAGAUGCUGUCCACCUGAUCAAAGCGCUACAGUUUUUGUUGACUGAUCUGAGAGGAAAACUUUUGGAUAGAAGAUAUUGGAAAAGAACACCUUUGGGGGAAAAGAAACAACGUUGGACAAAAGUUUUUAGAAGAAAGGAAAACUUCGGAUUGAAGGCUCAAACGUUCCCAACAGGUGCACAGAUAUAUUUACGCACUAUAAGGAGUAAAAGAGAUGGCCUCCGCGGCUCUGGAGAUCCUGGGUCUGAUCCUGUGCGUCUUCGGCACGCUCUUGGAGAUGGUCGCCUGCGGGCUGCCCACCUGGAAGGUGACCGCCUUCAUCGAGGCCAACAUCGUGGUGGCCCAGACCAUCUGGGACGGCCUGUGGAUGUCGUGCGUCGUGCAGAGCACCGGCCAGAUGCAGUGCAAGAUCCACGACUCCAUGCUCGCCCUCGGCCACGACCUCCAAGCCGCGCGCGCUCUCACGGUCAUCUCGUCGGUCAUGUGCGUCAUCGGGCUGAUGGUGGUGAUCGCCGGCGCGCAGUGCACCAACUGCAUCAAGACGGACAACGUGAAGGCGCGGGUGGUGAACGUCGGAGGGGUCAUCUACAUCAUUAGUGCCAUAUUCAUGCUCGUGCCCCUGUGCUGGAUGGCCAACAGCAUCAUCUCUGACUUCUACAACCCGCAGGUGCCGGCGGCCAAGAAACGGGAGAUCGGAUCGGCGCUCUACAUCGGCUGGGCGGCCACCGCGAUGCUGCUGCUCGGGGGAAGCAUGCUCUGCUGCUCGUGUCCGGCCUCUGGAAGCUCCGGCUACUCGGUCAAAUACGCGCCCACCAAAAGAGCAACACCCAACGGGGACUAUGACAAGAGGAAUUACGUUUAGAGAUGAUUUUUUACAAUAAAAUUGUUGUUGUGUGUUGCACCUGCAGAUAUGUCGGCUCUCUCGUAAAACUUCAGACUGAUUUUCCUUUUUUAAGCAUCUUGGACUACUGAUUGGAUCAGUUUGUUUUAUUUAACAUGACGUCUUUUUGAGGAUAUGAAAGGUGAACAUUUUAUAAUAACUUUCACAAAACAUUGUGCAAUGCUUAACAGAUCAAUAAAAUACUUUCAAUGUCCUGAAACAUACAGUAUUCAUGUUUUAACGUGCAUGAUCUGUUAAACAUUAUAGAAUUUAGCAUCCGAUUGGCUAAAAUUGAUUUAAUCCUUUAAUAAUAAUUUUCAGUAACACUAUGUUGCUGAUAAUGAGCCGAGUUGAUAUACUUGAUAUGUGUAAAUGUGCAUAAACUACUGAUCUGUUAAACAUAAUGUGUGUUUUCACAAUGAAAGUUAUUGUAAAGUGUUUCCUCUUUGUUAAAAGUGCUGUUUCAAAACUUUAUUGAGGAUAUUCACAUGGUGAAAAAGCAACAAUAAUCUGACAAAAUAUCUGAAUUUUAGGUACCUCGAAAAGUUUGUAAGCUUGUAAAAGUUUGUAAAAGGCUAAAACCAUUAAGUUAGUGGCUGUAGCUGUUCAAAGAUGUUUACCGAUGUGUUCAAUGUGCUGAAGGCGUGAUGUUUUAGUGUGUAAAUGUGGAGGAAUCUGCUUCGGCACAUUUGCAGAGACUCUUCAACACUUGGAAUGUCAGCCAGGACAAACAGCUGGAAAACUGAAGACAGCGACUCCUGACUGAUCUGUUACUCUCAACUCACCCGUCCACACUGUUGCUCAAAGCUAAACAAGGCUACACGAGAAACAAAGUCAAGCAGGAUCUACAUCCACUAUGGAUAAUGUCUGUUUUUUGGGAUUAUCCUGCCGGUAUAGUGCCUUGCUGUAUGCAAACUUUCAUGGAUGGGUAUCUUCAUGUUCCUUGAACUUAAGACCUCUACAUUCAGUUUAUUCAGCUCGUCUGAAAUGGUUAUGUUUUUGUAAUUUUUUUUUAAAUUGUCUUUUUAAAUUUUUGAAUAAAAUGUUCUUUGGAAUAAACAUUUACAGUUUUGACACAAAUAUGAAUGUUUGUGUUUUUAAUACCUCUAAUACAUACCAAUACGCAUCGAAUACAAGCUCAACAUCAGGUUUCAAAAGCCAUUCUUAUACAACAAUUAUUGGUUUAGUUAUUAGUUUUGAUGCUAAACAAAGCCAUGAAGGCUUAUAUUUAUCAUUAAAGGAAUAAUGAAGGUUCUCACCCAUUCAUUAAAAUGUCACUGAAUAAGUGUUUGAUGCAGAACCGAGUGGUUGGAAAAUGAAAAACUGUGUACAGUCAUUUGUGAAGUAUAGUGUAACUGGUUCUCCAAAACCUUGUUUCUUAAGGCUUAGCUGGUCAUAUGGCCACUAAAUGCAGCAAAAACACGUCAGUCACACUUAAGAGUGUGCGGCAGAACCGCAUGACCUGAUUUUAC